Molecule: messenger RNA, 2687 nt
Organism: Rhopilema esculentum
Lineage: Eukaryota; Metazoa; Cnidaria; Scyphozoa; Rhizostomeae; Rhizostomatidae
Product: steroid 17-alpha-hydroxylase/17,20 lyase
Biological process (GO): progesterone metabolic process; hormone biosynthetic process
Molecular function (GO): steroid 17-alpha-monooxygenase activity; iron ion binding; heme binding
Source: RefSeq, a predicted model, not a curated record
UGUAAAGAGGGCUCAGGAUUAAAACGCACGACAACACAGACUAAUUCAGACACGACAAUAACCCCUGCUUGUGCGUUGCAGAGCAGCGUGAAAAGAGAAAUCAAAACACGUAAACAGCUAGGUGAAGGAGCUCGAGCUUUGCUGCAAGCUGAAAAGAAGAAGCAAGGAAAAGCAAAGUCAGUUGACAUCGAAAGCAGGACAUCGCGAUGAUUCUCCUGUCUUUUGGCGUAUUAGCAGGCUUUGGCUUCCUGUACCUGCUAUUUCAGUAUCUCAGGCAUAUCUGGAAACUUAGGGACUACCCACCUGGACCCUUUCCACUCCCGAUCAUAGGAAACCUGUACCAGCUCAAAGACUCCAAUUUCAUGACCUUGAAAUCCUUGGCAAAGAAAUAUGGUGAUGUUUUAAGCGUGAGCUUGGGACACAAGAGAGUUGUGGUCGUUAACGCCGUCGAGCCUGCACGUGAAGCCCUGACCAAGAAGAGCGUCGAAUUUGCUGGUCGUCCGCAAGACAUUUUUACCGCUGGGCAAAUCACGCGCGGCUUCAAGGAUAUUGCCUUUGCCGAUUAUGGACCAGUAUGGCAAUCAAUAAGGAAGUUGGCACAUACAUCUUUAAAACUGUAUGGAACAGGCAUGGAAAAGAUGGAAGACUUCAUUCAGGCAGAAGCCGAUGAUCUGUGUGAUAGAAUUGCCAAAGCAAACGGAGCACCAAUAGACCCACAUCAAAAUUUGGCCCUGGCAGUGAUCAACAUCAUCUGCUCGUUGGUCUUUGGCAAGCGAUAUAACAAAGACGAUCCAGAAUUCCUCAACGUUGUUAAAUACAACACCCUCAUCACCCAAGGCUUCAACCAUACCAAACCAGUUGGUUUCCUGCCAUGGCUACGCUUCUUCCCCAAUGAAGGCUAUAAUAAGAUUGAUAUGGGCAUUGCAAUCCGUGACGUCAUUCUUCGCAAGCAGCUCGAUCUGCACAGGCAGAGCUUCCAGCCGACAAACAUCCGCGACCUAACCGAUGCUUUGAUACUAGAAGCCUCAAAGGAGGAGUCCAAAGAUGUCAAUGAUCGCAAGUUUCCCACAGAUGACCACUUGGAAAUGAUUAUUCAUGACGCAUUCACCGCUGGAUCUGAAACUACAACCACCUCCCUGCGCUGGGCCCAUUUGCUGUUGCUUAGAAACCCAAAAGUCCAAGAGAAAGCCGCCGAAGAAAUUGCCAAGGUUGUUGGUACUGAACGCAGUCCCAGUUUGAGUGACAAGGAGCAUUUGCCUUACAUCAAAGCAGUAAUUAACGAGGUUCUGCGAAUCUCUUCCGUUAUUCCUCUGGGCGUGCCCCACAAGACAACGUGUGAGACAACACUGGCCGGCUACCGCAUCCCUAAAGGCACUCAGGUUCUGUUCAACAACUGGGCCAUGCACCAUGAUGAACGUCAGUGGGAAGACCCAUACGAUUUCAAGCCUGAACGAUGGUUUGAUGACGAUGGCAAUUUAAUCCCGGAAAGAGAAAAGAGUUUCUUGCCGUUUUCGGCCGGUCGCAGAGUCUGCCUUGGUGAAGUUCUUGCCAAAACCGAGAUCUAUCUCUUCCUUACACGUGUUCUUCACAAGUUCCGUAUAGAGAAGGUUCCGGGUGAGGGAAUGCCACCGCAACUGAGCAACCGGUCAGUUAUCCUCUCGCCUAAGCCAUUCCGUGUUGUUUACACUCCACGUGCAGUGAAAGCCUAGUGCUACCCUGCAGCUGAUGUAAAAGACUUUUUGCUGCAAAUUCUUCUUUGGAUUGUUGAUUAACAAAAUAUCAUUAGUUUUUAUUUCAUAGAUUUAUUUGAAAAGAUUGAAGCUUGAACAUACACCGAUUUUGUGAAAAAUGCAUGACAACGUUGCACAGUAAAGGACUAAGAAUUACAACUGAUCACACCAUGCCCUUUUUAGGGCCCUUUUACAUAAUUGAAAUACCUUGAACUGUUCGAUUGAGAUUUUAUAAAACAUAAAGUUUAACUUUAUUCAGAAUAAAACUUACAACUUGAUUUUUAUGCGGAAGUAAAAGAUUUUAUAGAAAGUUUCCCUGAACUUUUGGUUACUUCUGGAUUUUCUGUGUUCUUUCGUAAUUGAAGGUUUACAAAAAUGACGUUUCAUUUUCGUUUAUUGCAUUAUACUGAGAUUAUAAGUUUACAUUUUAUUCGAUUUUUCUGAUAUUCCCAAUUGAUAGCUCCAUUUCCUAAUUCGAAAUAAAACACGGUACUCGUUAAUUUUGAUUUUCCGAUUUUAAAAAGAUGUUCUGCUAUUAAAGGAAUAUUCUUUAUAAGCUUACUUCCUCUAUACGUAAUCCUACCGAGUUUACCUACUCGAAGGUUUUCAGUAGAAGGUUUUCCCUUUUGUGCUUUUAAACGGUACAACGGUAUGGGCUAUAAGAAAGUUAGGUCAGAAAUUUCAAUGCCAUCAGGUAUUUUAAAGCAAACAGAACCUCUACCCCAACUCCACCCCCGCCCCAAACUGCUGGCUAGAAAUAAAUGAAAGAUUUUUCACUUAAAUCUUGCUGUUUUAUCGAUGUUUUACAUCAGUUAUAAGUUUGAUUGCUGCAUCAACCCUUUAGGGAGGUAAAGCUGUAAUUUCAGAUGUCGUUUUGAUUUAUAGUAAUGAUAUAUUUCGUUUUAUAUUACGUAUUAGUUAAUAUUUCUUACAAACAAGGUAAAUUUAAAAAAACAA